Molecule: messenger RNA, 1935 nt
Organism: Seriola dumerili (greater amberjack)
Lineage: Eukaryota; Metazoa; Chordata; Actinopteri; Carangiformes; Carangidae
Gene: slc15a5
Product: solute carrier family 15 member 5
Exons: 10
Coding region: 1-1935 (644 amino acids)
Biological process (GO): transmembrane transport
Cellular component (GO): membrane
Molecular function (GO): transmembrane transporter activity
Source: RefSeq, a predicted model, not a curated record
AUGGUCCAGCUCCACAGUCACACCAAGGUGAGGGAUUCCAGCUUUACCAAUGCUGGUCCCAUCCUCACAGGCCAGUUCCCAUUCAGAGCUUUGCAUGGUCUAAUACGGACUGCGCCCCAGCAACCAGCUCGCUGGCCAGGUGGUAUGGUGGAAGGAGAACUUCAGAGAAUGCCAGGCAGAAACCAACUGCGACGAGUCUCCCAGACCCCUUUUCCAGACCAGGCGCCUCCAAGGAAGUCUCGCAAGAAGCUACAAGUUAUCAUCUGUGUGCUCCUUGUGGAGUUGUUUGAAAGAUUCACUUUCUUUGGGAUUGUGUGUAACAUGAUUCUCUUCUGCACUGUGAAGCUGGGCUAUGAUAACUACCUGGCUGCGACAGUUAACCUGUGCUUUAUAGGCGCCAGCACCCUGACCCCUGUCCUGGUUGGGUGGUUUGCAGAAACCUGCUUAGGAAGGACUAAAGUGCUCUACUUGUGUGCUGUUCUUCAUUUCUUUGGUACAGCCAUGCUGCCCGUGGUGGCAUUUCCCUUCGAAGAUUUCUACAUCGAUACUCAUCACAUGACGCACCAGCUGGAACCUCGGGAGCAACAGAUCCUCUUCUACACCGGCCUCCUGGCUGCUGCGCUGGGCAUCGGUGGCAUCCGGGCCAUCCUCUGCCCCAUGGGAGCCUACAACCUGCAGGGCUACAACCAGCACCAGCUCCUGUCCUUCUUCAACUGGUUCUACUGGUUGGUGAACCUGAACUCCACUAUUGUGUUUCUGGGUAUUGCUUACAUCCAGCAGUCUGUGGCCAAAAAUCUGGGCUUUCUUAUCCCCUUCACCUCUGUGCUACUGGCUCUCAUUGCCAUACAUAUGAUGCGCAACAAACUCACCUACAAACCCAAGAAAGGUAUUCAGGCACACAGCUUGAAUGAACACGUCUGCAACCUCACACUGUUCUUUCAUGUGUCCAUCGUAGGUGGAUCUUUACUGACCACACUGGGAGUCUUCCUGAACUCUUUCAAGAUGUGCUGCCUCCACUAUCGGCACCUGAGUGGCGAUGUGGCGUCUUGGCUGGACCGGGCCAAGGAGAACAAUGGUGGCCGUUACAGUGAGACGCAUGUAGAGAACGUCAAAGUCCUGGCAAAGCUCUUCCCUCUUUACGGGCUUCAGCUGCUGUACAGAGCCUGCAUCACACAGAUUCCCUCAGGUUACUACAUACAGACAAUGAACUCCAACCUUCACCUGAAUGAUCUCCUGCUGCCCAUCGGAGCUAUGAAUGUGAUCAGCAUCCUGCCUGUGCUGCUCUUGGCCCCGCUGAUGGAGUGUGUCACCACCUGCUACCUCUCUAUGGAAAAAACUCCUUUGGCCCCUGCAAAAAUCAUUACUCUGGGCCACGUGUGUGCCACUCUGUCAGUCCUGGUGGCAGGUUUGUCUGAGCUGCAGAGGAAGACUUACCCUCUGGUGGAACAGACGCUGUCUGGAAAGGUCCUGCAAGUGUCGUCCAUGCCAUGUUUCCAGCUGGCACCCCAAUACAUCCUGCUUGGUCUGGCAGAGGCUCUUGUCACCCCUGCAUGUUCCCUCAUAUCUUUCCAGCUGACUCCAAGCCACAUCAGAGGCAUCUCCCUGCACUUCCUCACUCUGUCCUAUGGAGGGGGCUGCUUCCUAGGAGCCUUUAUCGUUCAGCUGGUGUACUUUCUCUCUGGAGGUAACUUCUACCCAAGCAUGCUGCAUGAUGGGAAUCUGGAGAGAUUCUUCUUCCUCUUGGCCACACUGAUGGCUAUAAAUACCCUUGUAUUCUGGAGUGUAUCUUACAGGUACAUAGACCUGAGUGUGCGGGGCAAAGCACUGACCCUCAGCCCACUGACUGAGAAACUGCGGCAUUACAAAGCCUUCCUGCGCUUCUAUGACACCGUGGAUCGCUCCUACACAAACACCUCCUUUGAAUCCAUUUUAUGA